Physella acuta is the source of this 1438-nucleotide messenger RNA. RefSeq lists its product as uncharacterized. NCBI's taxonomy places the organism in Eukaryota, Metazoa, Mollusca, Gastropoda, Physidae. The record is from RefSeq and is a predicted model, not a curated record.
AAAUUACUAGCGCCUGCGGAGACGCUGAAUAUUUUAAUGGUAGGCAUGGACGGGUUAUCCAGGCACCAGUUUAUUAGGUCAAUGAACCUGACGUAUUCGUUUCUUAAAAACGAACUCAACUCUUUUGAUAUGGAAAUGUACACGCAACUCGGGAAAAACACUUUCCCGAAUUACCUCCCCUUGUUGACCGGAUACAACAUCAGUGAGGUGGAGGAGUGGUGGGAGUGGUCCACCAAUACGGACGAGUUUGACCUAGUUUGGGGCGAUUUCCGGAAGGCGGGGUUCAGGACUUUAUACACAGAGGACAUCCCCUCCAUCGGGGGUUUCCAUUACGAAAAACCCGGGUUUAAACUCCCGCCCACAACCUACUACAGCCGACCGGUUAGUAUGGCGAUGGAGAGGGAUAAAGAUUUACAGAAGCCUGGGUAUCAUUGCGCUGGGAAUAUCCCGGAUAUCGUUUUUCAUUUAAAUUACAUGGAGAAAUUUUUCGACACCUACCCCAACACGCCGAUCUACGCCAUGUCGUUGUUUACGAAACUAACCCACGAUGAUAUGACAAAUUCCAAAAUGGCGGAUGCGCAUUUGUUUAAUUUUUACAAAACUAUGAAGCAGAAAGGACAUCUUAACAACACAGUAGUCAUAACUUUCUCAGAUCAUGGACCACGAUGGGGCGCCAUUAGAUCGACCGUUAACGGCAUGGUCGAAAGUCGUUCGCCAUACGCCAUUUUUUCCUUUCCCAAAUGGUUUUUAGACAAGUACCCGGAAAUCAGAACCAACUUGAAGACCAACACACAAAGGCUGACCACCCACUUCGACACGCAUGCCACACUGCAGGAUUUAAUCUACUUCCGGCCGAAAACCCCCAGCCCGCUAGCUCCAGGAAAACACGGCAUCAGCCUCUUCAAAGAGAUUCCAAUCAACCGGACGUGCGAGGACAUUCCGAUACCGCUGGAGUUCUGUCUCUGUGACCAAGUCAACAUUGAGACAGUCCCGCGCCAUGAUGAACUCUUCCACGCCUUCUCUGAGGUCAUUGUGCUAAAAAUAAACUCCAAACGGAAUCAAAAUAUAUGCGAAAAAUUAAAACUGCAAAAAACUCUUCAGUUAUUGAGGAUACAAUUACCAAAACAAAAAGAAAAAGAUAAACAGUUAUUUAAGAUUCGGUUUCAAACUACCCCAGGGGAGGCGAUCUAUGAAGGGACAAUACAGACUCCCAAGGGAGAUAAUGUAAAAAUUAUUCAACUUUUGAAUGAGACAAUUAGUUCUGGGAGAAGUUCCAGUGUCGUUGUAGGGGACUCUGUUGACAGAUUGAACUUCUAUAAGGGGCAGGCGGAUUGUGAGAAUGACGCGUCAAAAAAACCUUACUGUUACUGUAAAAAUUUAGUUUGAUUGUAGGAUUACUACACCAGACUAAUUUUUGUGUGGACUAACCUAUAUAAAC